AUGCCUCGCCUCGCCCACCCACCCUACAUCAACGCCCUCGUCGCAGCUCUCAAGUCUUACGUUCGUACCGCCGGAGAACACGUUCCGAAUGAGGAGGUGUGGGAGGAACUGAGGGAGACAAAGAGGGGAAAGGAGAGGGGGAGGAGGGAGUCGAGUUAUGCCAAGGCGGUGGUGGGGUCGAUUGCGUGGUUGCUGUGGGAGGUUGCGGAGGAUCAGGUGACGAGUAAGAGGGAUGUGGAGGUGCACCAGGCGAGCCUCAUCCGUCUUAUCGAAGAAGGCAAAUCCGCGCACGCCCGCUCUUCCUCCCCCUCCGAGGCACCCGCCGCCGAAACCCUCGCCUCGCUCGGCACAACUUCGCGCCGCUACCCACGCCACGCUCGUCUUCCGCUUUAUGGACUUGUCGGGGCGGACGGGAGUGGGAGGGCGCGGGAUGAGACGGCGGAUCCGUUUGUGCCGCUGGCGAGGGCGUGA
Messenger RNA from Rhodotorula toruloides NP11, 471 nucleotides. RefSeq lists its product as uncharacterized. Lineage: Eukaryota; Fungi; Basidiomycota; Microbotryomycetes; Sporidiobolales; Sporidiobolaceae. The record is from RefSeq and is a predicted model, not a curated record. The transcript has 3 exons. The coding region runs from base 1 to 471 and encodes 156 amino acids.